Mytilus trossulus (common blue mussel) is the source of this 948-nucleotide messenger RNA. RefSeq lists its product as uncharacterized. Gene Ontology annotation, molecular function: zinc ion binding; nucleic acid binding. The record is from RefSeq and is a predicted model, not a curated record. The transcript has a single exon. NCBI's taxonomy places the organism in Eukaryota, Metazoa, Mollusca, Bivalvia, Mytilida, Mytilidae. Bases 214 to 948 code for a protein of 244 amino acids.
GUAUUUAUCAAAGUUGUACAAAAGUCGAACAUUAAGAAUGUUGUUGUUGUUUAUAGUUAACACGUGUGUAGUUAUUUAUAGUAAGGUCGGUUUGAAUGGGGUUUAAAGUUUCAUGCACGAGUGAAUUCAGGUAGUUUAAAGUCAUUCGAGCCAUUGCAGUUAAAGUGACCAGUAGCACAUAAUAUACCCGCUUCAAAUAACACGUGUGUGGGUAUGGAAAGUUCAGAAAGAGAAGAAAGUCCACCGUCAAGACAUUCUGACAUUAAUGUUACAGAUCGUGAUACUGUAACGAAGAUUGCAGAUAUCACCUUUAAUAACUUCAAGCAGUACUUCGACAGAAAAAUUGGCAGCCUGAAGAGAGAACUCAAAGAGGACGCGACUAACAAAUCGGAAAGAGUGGUAAAACAACUUAAAUCAGAACAUUCGUACAAGUUUAAGUUUAAUGGUAAUCAGGUGCAACAUGAGUUCAAUUCGGAUAUUGACUAUGAGGUAUCCAGGAUAAAACGGGCAGCAGAGCGUGAGGACUAUUCCAAAGUUCGUGACAUUUGUUCCGACAUCAGAGACAAGAUUCACAAGAGAAACAAAUGCAUUAAGAUUGCUGAUAAGUCGCCAGCAGGGUGGGAUACCGUGAAGGAAUAUAUGUCGGAUGACCUGGCUUCAGAUUCGGAAGACGAAAAGAAGAUAAGGUCGGCGGAAACUAGAGCUAUGCGUGGUAAGAAGCAGAAGGAACAAGCACGCGUUAAACGCAGGAAUGGUGGAAAUCCUUCAACUAGGACAGAACCCGAAGAUACUCCGUCUACUUCAAAUUCUACCAAUCGUAAUUUUCGUCCCUACCAGUAUGAAAAGCAAGUCGGACCCAAGUCGACAGAUCGCUGCUUCAGAUGUAACGGUCAAGGACAUUGGAGACGUGAUUGCACAAAGUACAACAAGACAGCGAACGGAAAUUAA